AUGGGUAUGGAUGUUAAAAAGUGCAUUGAACUGCACAACCCCAUCGUCUCGCACGCUAGCUCUAAACGUUACCUUGAACUCGACGACAACCUCACAUUUUUCAUCGGCCUUUCGGCUCCCAACGGACUGCAGCUGGAUACGUGGGAAGGUAUAGAUGAGUAUGAGGAUUCUAUCCUGUUGUACAAGGGCACGGGCAUGACCCUGGUGGUCUUGUUUACAGUCGAACUAACUAUCAAGUCUGCUUUAUAUGCGAUCCGUUUGAUGAGCCCCGCGAACGAAUGUGGGGUGAUCUCCAUGCGUUUUUUGGAGCUCUAUCUGCGGUCGAUCGAGUCGGGGAAGCUUGUUGUUGAUGCAAAGCACCCUGGGUUCGGCGAUGGGCAUGGGCUUGUUACGCAUGGCUGGAGAGUCUCGGAGUGA
Molecule: messenger RNA, 417 nt
Organism: Pyrenophora tritici-repentis Pt-1C-BFP
Lineage: Eukaryota; Fungi; Ascomycota; Dothideomycetes; Pleosporales; Pleosporaceae
Source: RefSeq, a predicted model, not a curated record